This is a messenger RNA of Phragmites australis (common reed), 759 nucleotides long. RefSeq lists its product as uncharacterized. Gene Ontology annotation, cellular component: mitochondrial inner membrane. Lineage: Eukaryota; Viridiplantae; Streptophyta; Magnoliopsida; Poales; Poaceae. The transcript is spliced from 3 exons. Gene Ontology annotation, biological process: mitochondrial respiratory chain complex IV assembly. Bases 90 to 389 code for a protein of 99 amino acids. The record is from RefSeq and is a predicted model, not a curated record.
GACAGACUUCCCUUCCAGAACGAGGAGAAAGAACUCCAGAGGGAAAACAGGGCGAAAAUCCGAAGGGAGAAGAGGAAAAGGCGAAGGAAAUGGCGGACACACCGAGCAAGAUUGAAUCCAUGAGGAAGUGGGUCAUCGAGCACAAGCUCCGAGCCGUAGGUGGCCUCUGGCUCACUGGGAUCAGCAGUUCAAUCGCGUACAACUGGUCGCGGCCCAAUAUGAAGCCCAGCGUCAAGAUCAUCCACGCAAGGUUGCAUGCGCAGGCUCUAACCCUGGCUGCAUUGGUUGGUUCUGCAUGUGUGGAGUACUAUGACCAGAAAUAUGGUUCUUCUGGACCAAAGGUGGACAAAUACACAAGCCAAUACCUGGCGCAUUCGCAUAAAGAUUAAGAUCGCCAUGCUCGUUCCUGCAUACCGGAUUAAUUUUGGGUUCAUUUCUGGGUGCCCAUGAGCUAUGUCCCUGGAUGCCGGAUGGUUAUUCUUUUUGUCUCCUUAAUUGCAAAAUGAUAGUACUUGUUCCUGGGAAAUGACAAUGAGGGUGUAAUACAGAUAUUAUCUUCAUAAUUUAGCCUCAGGUUGCAUUGUGUAACCUCACAUUGUUGACAGUCUUGGAUAUUAUUAUCCUUUACAAGAAAAAAAGGAGAGAAUUGCUGAUUUGCACCGAAACUGUAUGAGUUCCCUAUGUCGUGUGUUGGGUUCUUUGUUCCUGUGUGCUUGUAUACUAAUGACAAGGCAAAUGCAAAAAUGGUUUUAACGAUGA